AUGGAUUUUACGAUCUCUAAAGCUAAAUCACACUCGAUUUCCUCCACCACAACUCCGCCGGAAACCGAAGAUCUCGGUCCCGGUGCUACAGAUCCGGUAACUACUCAACUCCAACUGGCUCAUUAUCAAUCCGCUGCUUCUCUCGACAAAGAGGCGGUUCUCCGGAGAAUUCGUUACCACAAACGCUUACGCAAACUCAAAGGCACAUUUGAGUCUGUGGUGAAUAAGAACCCUAGCGAUGGAUACGACAAGUGGUUUGAACCCACCGAUUCUUUCACUUCUCCUUGA
Molecule: messenger RNA, 288 nt
Organism: Lactuca virosa
Lineage: Eukaryota; Viridiplantae; Streptophyta; Magnoliopsida; Asterales; Asteraceae
Source: the annotation of a GenBank genome assembly